This is a messenger RNA of Oxyura jamaicensis (ruddy duck), 1836 nucleotides long. It is a transcript of the gene PHF13, whose product is annotated as PHD finger protein 13. NCBI's taxonomy places the organism in Eukaryota, Metazoa, Chordata, Aves, Anseriformes, Anatidae. Gene Ontology annotation, biological process: mitotic chromosome condensation. The record is from RefSeq and is a predicted model, not a curated record. The transcript has 3 exons. The coding region runs from base 412 to 936 and encodes 174 amino acids. Gene Ontology annotation, molecular function: chromatin binding.
GUGCACGCCCCGCGGCGGAGGCGCCGCCGCUGACCCCUCCCUGUCCCCCCCCAGGACUUCUCCCCCGCGUCCCGGCGGCACCGCACCGUGGAGGACUUCAACAAGUUCUGCACCUUCGUCCUGGCUUACGCCGGCUACAUCCCGUACCCGCAGGAGGAAACGCCGCUGAGGAACAGCCCCAGCCCUCCCAACAGCACCGGAGGCACGAUUGACAGCGAUAGUUGGGAUCCCCGGUUCAACGACGUCCCCUCUUCUGUUUCCCUUCCUGCCAAGAACAGAAAGAACUUCAGUCAGCUGAAGCGAGCCAAACCCUAUGGUUCCCUAUUCCAGCGGGCAAAGCCUGGCAGCUUCCUGCCAGAGCGAAAGCAAGUUGACAAGAUCAGGAAGAAGAAAAAGCUGAAGAGAAGGGAAAUGGAGGUGUCUGCAGAGGAAGAGUACGAGGAAAAGCUGCUGGAGCUGGAGGCAGAGGACUCUUUUGUAGAGACGCCGAUGAGCCCCUCGUCUGAGGGUGACCCUCAGUCUGUGACCGAGCACAGCUCGGUGUGGGACUCUGACACGCCUUCCAGCGUCUCCUACCCUGCCGUGACGGCCGAGCAGACAGUGGAGAUACAGAGCGUGGGCAAGCGAACGGUCAUUCGUCAGGGCAAGCAGGUCGUCUUUCGGGAUGAGGACGGCACUGGUGAUGACGAGGACAUCAUGGUGGAUUCAGAUGAUGAUUCGUGGGACCUAGUCACUUGCUUCUGCAUGAAACCUUUUGCUGGGCGGCCAAUGAUUGAGUGUAACGAGUGCCAUACCUGGAUCCACCUCUCCUGCGCCAAGAUCCGCAAGUCGAAUGUCCCAGAGGUCUACAUAUGCCAGAAGUGCCGGGACUCCAAGUUUGACAUUCGCCGCUCAAACCGUUCCCGGACGGGCUCGCGCAGGCGCUUUCUGGACUAGGCAAGGGACGUGCGCUGGUGCGCUGCUUGGGCAGGCAGGUGAGCCGUGCAAAGCACAGGUGCCGGCCGGGAGCUGGAGAGAGUUCCCCUGAACUGCUGCUGCUCAGGCCCAAGGGCCGCCCAGCCUGCCUGUGGCACCAGGGCUGAGGUCUCACAAAGCUGUGGACGGCCGGGGCUGGAAGAAGCAGACUGGUCAGAACUGCUGCUAUGUACCGAUUAGCUCAAGGGACAGAUGAAGCUCUCUGGGUUCAGUGGGGUUUUGUCCAGUUACAACUAUAGGUUGGAUGAUGUUUUGGGAAUGUAUAAUACCCUUGCCACGUAUUUUUUCUCAUCCCUUUGGGAAACUGCAAAAACUGUGCUAGGAAACUCAUCCUCUGAACAGGGAGGAAGAGGAAGAGGGAAUCUGUGUGAAGAGUCUGAAAAGUAAAUGGCCAUGUGUUUUAAUUUUAAUGUAAUGUUAUACCUGCCCAUUUGUCCGUAUAUAUCGAUCUCAGAUAUUCUAAGGCUCCGGAGGAGUGAGUGAAUGCAUACCGGCCUCUGUGUGAUCUGCCUCCUCUUCCGUGGGCCCGGGCAGGAGGUGAGUUCUGUGAUUUGGCAUUGUUUGAGUAAGGAUGGGACUUCCUCCUGCUCUGAGGGACUGGUGCAUUUAAAGGAAGAGAACAGUCUUUCUUCUGGAUGGGAAGUGCUGGAAAAUAGUUGACAUCAGAUUUCUUAGAAGUCUCCUCUUAACAGUGAUUUUUUUGUGACUUUGUUUUGCAUGAUUGGCUCAAAUGUGUCUGGGGGGGGGGGGGGGAUACCAUUUGCUCUGUUUCCUGGCCCUUUGUUAAACUCUAAGGUGCUGUUUCAAGAAGACAAUGACUCUCCCUUUUUUCAGCCCAGAAUUGAAGCAUGGACUGUAAAA